Messenger RNA from Engraulis encrasicolus (European anchovy), 1059 nucleotides. RefSeq lists its product as uncharacterized. The annotation marks the transcript as partial. The transcript has 6 exons. The record is from RefSeq and is a predicted model, not a curated record. NCBI's taxonomy places the organism in Eukaryota, Metazoa, Chordata, Actinopteri, Clupeiformes, Engraulidae.
AUGUCUUUGGAGCCCUACUCAGAAAUUAUUCUAGAAUUGGCUAAACAAGGCCUGUCAUCGUCAGAAAUCUCUGCGCGCAUUUCAGUGGAAAGUGGGGGCGGAAGAGGAUUUUCAGCCCGGAAUGUGCGAAAGUACUGUGCUGACAACUGCGUAAACUUGAGGGGGUUGCCCGAGGAACAUCUGGAGUUGGAGGUGGCAAAAGCCAUAGCCGAGACGGGACCAACAUUUGGCAGAAGGAUGAUGAAGGGGUACCUCGCCGUGAAAGGGGUACAUGCUGCAGAGACUCGUAUAGGAUCAGUGCUUAGAACUAUACACCGACCUUACAAUGAAGCAAGACGCCAGGGUGCUCGCAACCUCAACCCCAUACCAUACCAAGCAGACUACAUGGGACAGAAGAUUCAUCUGGACCAGAAUGAAAAGUUGCAAAUGUUUGGGGUUACACAUGUUGUAGCCAUUGACGGCUAUAGCAAAAAGAUUGUUGGUCACUCCACCAUGGCCAUAAAAAAUAACCUUACCAUCUAUGAAGAUGUUUUCAGGCCUGCAAUACUAGCUAAUGGGAUGUGGGACCAGGUUCGCGUGGACCACGGGAAGGAGUUUUAUUUGACGCUCUUCAUUCAGGAGCUGCUGUCACCUCAUCGCUACACUCAAGAGAGAAGACCUUACUUGCAAACUCCAUCCACAAGGAAUCACACAGUUGAACGAAUCUGGCCAGAGAUAAAUAGCCGUGUCAACUACCCCCUGAAGAAAGCCCUUCUGCAGUUGGUGGACCAGGAAUUGCUUGACAUGGAUGACAGUCUUGUCAAAUACUGCGUGUCCUGCCUGACUGGUCAGCUGUGCCAGAUUGGUGUUACAAGAGUGGUGGAGUCUUGGAAUGCUCACCGUAUUCCAGGAAAAGGAACACCAAACGACUUGGCUGGCAGUGGGUGUCCCAAAAAAAUCCCACCGGAGCUGUUGCCUCACUCAGCUGAAGCAACAGAACUUUACAGACAGCAGCUUGGAUCCACCCUAACACCACAAUCUACCUUUGGAGUAGAUCCAUUUUUAAAGGAACAGACCACC